Gigantopelta aegis is the source of this 7090-nucleotide messenger RNA. RefSeq lists its product as uncharacterized. NCBI's taxonomy places the organism in Eukaryota, Metazoa, Mollusca, Gastropoda, Neomphalida, Peltospiridae. The record is from RefSeq and is a predicted model, not a curated record.
GCAAGUUUAGUGUGGAUACGUCACACAUAACGAUGUUUCGCGGGUUAGAGUGUAAUUUUCGAAUAUAAGGGAUUUGUUAAACUUGUUAUGGUCAUACACAUGAUGGGUAAAUGACAAGUCUUACAUCCACCUUGCGAGUUUCUGCUUCGUCAUAUGUGCUGGUACUGACAGAUUUUAUUAAUUAUGAAUAGCCCUUAAUUACCAAAACAUGAUUGAAUUACAGAUGUGUACUGUGAUACUGUCACAUCUGUAUCGGUAUUUAUAUUUAUACAUACAAUGAUUUGUGGUCAUACAAUGGAAAAAAACUUUGAUGAUUUAAACGAAAGUGUUUCAAAGAUACUCAACAUUUGCCAUGCUGAAGAAUAUCGAGUGCUCCAAAACGUUUAUCAUAUUUGUUGCCACUGCCUGUCCCAGAUCCAGACAAACCGACAGUCUCCAAGUUCAACAACAAAUAAUUCUGUGUUCGUGACGAAUAAUACACACAUAGACAUCAAGUAUUCCGAGAGAGAUAUUGACGAACUGUUCAGUAACAUUAAGAAGUUGGACAGGCUGCUAUGGUUUGUAUUCACUCGAAGAUACGGCUGGUUAGACCAAAACAACAAAGACUGUGUCAAAGAUUUGACUUGCAUUCCGGUGUCGCCACAAGGACAGAAAACAGGAUUCAACAAUCUGCUGGAUAUCUUUAUUAAAUGGUUUCUGCUUUUAAGACCCACACCUGCCGUUAUAGAUGGCUAUGUCAAGCUGAUUACAAAUGCAUCGGCAUUGCCUGUUGUGAGAAACCGAAGUGUUGUCCACAUUUUGUCCUGGCUACAGUCUCACCACCAUGAGCUCAUCCAACCCAGUACUUUCCAGUCUGUCAAGGGUCUCCUACUGCUGUGUAUAACAGAUGUUUGGUCUCCUAUACGCAAGGCAACCUGCAGCCGCCUGGGAGCCAUAGUAGAUGGCCUUCCAAACAAGGCUAGAGAUGUUUUAUUUAAUGAUCUUGUCAUGGUUUGCUUGGAUCCUGAAGCACCAUGGCAAUCUAAGGAUGGGGCUAUUGCAGCAAUCAGUUCGUUGCUCUAUCAAUUUCUGUUGGAAAGGAUGGAUUCGGAGACAGAUUUUGUGAUGCCAGACGUUGUGAGUCGUAACAUCGACAACGUCGUUUUCUCUCUGGUCUCCCACUCCCAGCUGACAAUCAGAGAAACUGCUGCCAAGGCCUUCUCCUUCUAUAUCAGCUCAACCAAUCAAAAGGAAACACUGAAGACUUUAGACAAGGUUAUGUCAUUGCUGACAUCUGAGGAGAAAUGUGGUGACACGGAUGCAGGAUGCUGUCUUGUGGAUGCAUAUAAAGCAGAAGGACUUCUCAGCAUUUGUCACUUCAUUUUCAAGUUUCUGCCGAAGUAUUACCUGAUGACAGAGUGGUGUAAAUACUGGACAACAUUUGUCGGCUUCUUGUCACACCCUGCAUCCACAGUGAGGCAGUGUACCAGCAAUCUCUUUAAACUACUUGUACAAAGAUCAAACAACAACCCAGUCCUGUUUCAGCUGGUAUUACAAAGUUUAACAAGUGGUUGGCAUCCACACCUUGAAGAAAAUUCUGAAGUAAAAUCAAAGGCACAAACAGAUUCCUGGGAAGGCAGAGAAGGUCGUUUGUUUGCCUAUGUCAUCUGCCACUAUGUGAUCAAAGAUCAUGUGUGUAACAUUUUUGGCCCUGAGGCGAACCAGAAACUAAAACUCCAGUCAGAACAGAAUGGAAAGGAACCUUGCUUUCCAAGGCAUACGGAGAGAGUUGUUGGCUGUGGGAAGCUUGUGUCAUCUUUUGAUGGACAUUCCUUGUUAAAUCAAGUCAAGAUGCUUGAUGCGUUUUAUAUACAAAUUAUUGGUGCUGGACAAUCAAGUGAAAGAGUGGAAGAGAUUCAAGAAAGUAUUAUGAAAUGUUGUGCAGGCUGUUCAGAAAAACAACAAUUUGAGGACAUACAUUUGAAAUCACUGACCUUUGUGCAAUGUGGUGAUCUGUUUAAACUGAUGUUGUACCAAACUGUGGAGUGUCUGGCCGACUCGCAGUGGGAGCUCAGAAGAAUUGCUCUACAGGUUUUUCCAUAUUUAGCAGAGGUUAUCCGUUGGUACAGCUGUAAAACAAUGCUGGACAUUUGGAAGCAGAUCAAGCCAACAAGUUCUGAUCUUAGUCUGUACAUGGCCCUCUAUCUCCUGAGAGAAAAUGUUGUUCACGGAGCGAGAUUAGUGCCGCUACUUCACAAACCAACAGAACAGCACAUAGCUUCAAGAAAAGCAGUAACGGAGAUUGUGGACUGUAUUCAGUCUAACAUUCACGGAUGUCUUUCAUUGGUCGAAAACGUUCUCAAGAGAAACUGCUUCGAUCGGCUUUCAUUACUGUCUGCAGAAAUCAUCACUGUAUCACUUGUAAAUUUUGAUAUUCCUGAAGAUCAGAGAUCUCAUCUUGGCACGUCUGUGAUAACAUUUUGGAAAAAUCUCUUCUGUUUUGCACAUCCAAACAGUCGGAUAUCCAAGGAGGUGUUUAGAUGUUCUGAAAAUAACUUCACCUCACCUCAUUGUGGAUAUUUAAGUUGUUGCCUGGUACGUCCAGAUGGAGAUACUCAGUGUGCACGACAGGUAGAAAAGAUUUUUAUGAAGAAGAUGCUUGGGAGCCUGCAGGCGUUUCUCCGUCUCCAUCCUGUGUCGAACACCGCACUCUGUCUGCCGAUGUUGGCUCACAACGUUGGCCUCUUCGUAGCUGAUGUCUGUGUUUGUAAAUCACUACUCCGGAGUCUGAGUAUGGAGGCUCAUUUUGUUGUGGAUCAGGUCCUGAAACUCGCACCUGGAGAAGAAAGACACUCCUGUCUCCAGGCCAUUUUCUUCACACUGAAAGAACUGGCAGCUGUUAUUGCCAUGAAGAGUUUUGACAGUCAGCUUCUUCAGAAGAUCCUGAAUGUUUACUUAGUCAUGUGUCGACCAAUCAACCCGUCAAGACAUUUGAGAAUUAUAUUCAAGAGUGUGUGCGCCAGGAUGGGAGAACGAGAGCGACUGCCGAGUUGUGAUCUGUCCCCGAGACCUGAGCAGGAUGCCGACAUCGGUCUGUUGUGGCGUGACUUCUCCAUGAGCCAGGUGGAUGGACACUGGUCAGAACCAGACGAGGAGGACCAUAACUGUCCAGACGAGGACUUGGCGUCGAUGUACUCCGAGUGUCUGGCCCUGAACGUGAGCUGUAACAGUGGCAGUUUCAGCUUGAUGAAGUCUCACGCUGGGAGCAUACGCAGUGAAGACGACAGUCACAGCGUAGAGGACGGACACAUCGACAAUGAUUCUGACUGGGACAGCUGGAGUGAUGAGGAUGAGGAUGACUGUGCUCUGACGAACAUAUUCAGCAAUUUCUUAACACAGAUGAAAAACAUCUUUGGGAAAGAUGCCAGUGCAAUAUUCUUGAAGGAGAUUUCUUCACUGGAGAAAGAGGAACAAGAUUUCAUUACAAGGAUAGUUGAGGACUUGGAGCCAGCAACUUCAUGAAAACACGAACGCAGUACAUAGUAGAACCAUUGUAAUGCUUUCAUGCAAGCAUUUGAUUUGGUUAUUACCGACUGAGACUUUAUAAAGCAAUUCUUCUGGUGGACUAUCGCUUCUUAAUAUGAAAUGCCCUGUGAUGACUGGCUUUAUUGAUAUCGGCGCCUGAUAUUUGUCAUAUUUUCCUUUUAAUUUAUUUCAAUUUUGAAAUAUUUAUAAAUAAAACAUUAUUUUCUUAACAGAAAUAAAUAUAUUUUUAAGUAUAUGGACUGCACUACAUUGUAAAACGAUUUCUUUAUAUACACAUUAUGAUACCUUAACUGCAGCAUAAGAGAAGACGUGUUGUCAGUAUUCAGCAAAAAGUAUUAUUGAUGUAUUUAAAGUACCUAAAGUACUAACCAAAAUUAUAUGUGAUUUUCCAGUCUUGUAUAUUAGUUAUGAAAAUCCCUGGAAUGAAAACCAUAGAAAUGUGUCAGUAUUAUCAUGACCUGUUACUGUAUGCAAACAACCGGUACAAAAAAUGAUCAUAAAUGACCUGUUAUAGAUAGAAAUAUGAGAUGUAUUUACAAUUUUACUGCUAAACAUAUGUAAUUUGAAACAGACUAUAACACCCUGGUUGAUAUUGAUUACACCUGAGACUACCCCUCUGCUAAGCUUAGUACUUGUGAUUUCACCUGUCAGGUUUUUAUUUCAGGGAUUUUCAUAACUAAUAUAUAAGACUGGAAAAUCACCUGGGUAUAAUUUUGAUUAGUACUUUAGUAACAGUGGUAUUAACUGAAACAAUAGUUUAAUAGACAUGGAAAUUAGAUCAUAAUUAAAAAGACUUAAUUGAUGAUAAUUAUAAAUAAAGUCUGAGAUAAUUUCUGAUUGUAAUAUCCCUCAAAGUAUUUCAUAUGUAGCUUUGUAGUGUAACUAAUGUUCUGAAAGCUGAAGAAAAUGGUUAAUGAGAAAGAUUGAUUAUUUUGAUGAAACUACAUAACACUGUGUAUUUGACAGUUGAUAAGAAUAUUAUUUUAUUUUUACUAUCAGUAUUUAGCUGGCUUGACAGUGUUUCAUUGUGAAAGAAUUUCAUUCUCUGGUCCUUGGUACAUACACCUAGAUAUUUUGAUGAACAGUAAUUUUAAUAACAUAUUACCAGCAAAUGUUUACAGAAAUAGUAUCCAUGGUGAACUAUGUAGUCCUCUUACAUAUAUUUCUUGAAUAAGAUAUUUAUUUAGAUAUGAUUAAUUUAAUAAACACAAUGGGUCAAAUUUACAAAGCCUAUUUAUAUGUCACAUGUAUAAUUACAUUUGCAAUGCUUAAACACCUGCAUUUAAGAAAAACAGGCUUUGUAAAUUCGGCUCUAAUUGUUUGUACACUAUGGAGCCCUUUAGGUGACGUGACAGAAAAUAAUAGUCCUUGUGAACAAACUCAAUUAACACCUUAUCACCCUUGGAUACAAAUACAGAGAUGAAAAUCUCAGAAAUAUACUGGAUUUUAGGCCCAGCCGAAAAGCAUUUAUGUUUUUUAAAUACAAAAUUCACUCUAACUCUCAACUCUCAAAAUCAUCAAGAUCUUGCAAUGAUUUUGAUGUUUUUUAAUCUAAUUAAACAAAUUAUUACAUAAUACAGUUUUCAUCAUUUUAUUCGGUGGUAGAGGUCUCGAAUUAGGUGCCAUGGGUCACCUUUUAUGAACUUUGUUUUUUUCCCAACUAAUAAGUAACAAUUGGUAUAUCAAAGUUUGUGGUAUGUACUGUUGUGCCUAUAUAAAAGAUCCCUUUCUGCAUUAUUGGUAAGAAUAACUUAAGUGGCAGCAUCAGGUUUCCCCUUUCUCUUGGAAUAACUUCAUUAGACGCCAAAUAGCCGUAGUUAAAAUAUGCUUAGGUAUCUUUAAACAUUCCUUUCCUCGUGUUUAUUGGGGAAUAGAGAUUAACUCGUAUGAUGUAUAAACAGAUUAUCAAUAUAUAAUGUUUGGUCAUGAACCAAUUAAAUUAUUUGUUCCAACAGAUAGCUUUAGCUUGAUCUGUGGACACAGUAUUAAUUCUCUGGCAUGAAUGUUAUUUUCUGACACAAUCGCCAUGGGGACUUCAUAAUAUAGCUUACAGUACAUGUAUAGUCAUUAUCUCAAAAUGGUUUAUUGCUUACCCAUUCCAUGUGAUGUGUACAUGUAUAACUGUAUUGUCUUAGACUAACUGUAGGGUGGAGUCUUAACAGAACCACUUCUGCUUUUAUUUAUUUAUUUAUUUAUUUAUUUAUUUAUAUGUUGUGUUUAUGUGCACUAAACUGAAAAAACACUAUUUUGUAUGGCUGAAUAAUUAUAACAAACUCAGGUAUUUUGGGUACAGGUAGGUAUUUUGUGAAACAAUGCAAACGAUAUUGUCAAGUGAUAAUCGCUUAAAUACUAUACCAACAUUCAAAAGAAACUUUACAAGGCUUGAAAUUGUAUUAUAGAAAAACAACAAACGGUACAAUGGGAUAUGAAAGUAUCAUGAAGUUCAAUACCUAAACGUCAUAAUGCACUUCGUGAUACAUGCAAAGUGUUUGUAAGGUGGUUUCUAAAUUGGUUGUUUUUGUUUAGAAACAAUAUUUAUCAAAUUAUUCAAAUUUUAUUUAUGUAAAGUUUCUUUUGGAUGUCAAUAUACAAACAAAAAAAAUUCUUUUUAUACAUUACCAUAAGAGUGAAAGAAAUAGAAGCUGAUACCACAUCACAGUGGGAGAUUUGUGCCAUUUCAAUGGAUGUUAGGAUAUUUGGAGCAGUUCAGGGGUAGGGAAAAGCAUUCACAGGGAUCGAAAUUAAGAAUUUGAUUGUUUUUACAGAUGGCAAUUUCGAGUCUGCCAACAGCAAUUGUAAGCCAGUAACUUGCAACAAAUAUAAAAAGCGAAAAUUAUCCCUUCAACCAACAGCAAUAAUUUAUAAUUUAUUAAUAUAGUCCAGCAGCAAAAAAAACUGCCAUCGGCAAAGCCACUGACCAAGGGCAGUUUAUAUUGCAACAGCAGCAAUUGCUGUCAUUACGUUGAAGCCCUGCUAUCAGUCUGAGGUGUUCGAUUACGUAUCAAAAUGAUCAAAGUUUUCUUCAGUCAUCUGCUGCAAUAUAUUUUAGCAGCUGAAGGUUUAUUUUCAGUUUGUUAAAGACGACCACACAAGUAGAACAAUAUGAUCUUUUAGGAGAUAUCGGUUGUUAUAACAUGGGGCGGGACAUAGCGCUUGCCUGAUGCACAGUCGGUCAGGGAUCGAUCCAGACGGUCAAAAAGCAGUGUUUUACAUUUUUAUACGUUAAACUGGUUUAAUUUGACAUCCAAUAGCCAAUGAUUCAUAAAUCAUUGUGCUCUAGUGGUGUCGUUAAACAAAACAAACUUUUUUUUAAAAACUGGUUUAACUAUACUAGUUUAGUUCAAACAUUUUUGGUUGGAAAUGAUGAGCAUUCAGACUUUUAACAGCUAUACCAGUAUAAGUCGGAAGUGUAGUUAUCCGCAUUUGUACAAGACAUCUCAGCAAUGCUCAAUGGGUAGGUGUAAACCACUUGCACCGACCAGUGAUCUAUAACUGGUUCAACAAAUGCCAUGGUUUGUGCUAUCCUGCCUGUGGGAAGCACAAAUAAAAGAUCCCUUGCUGCUAA